AUGAUUGAAAUUAAAAAUAAAAAUAUGAAGAGUAGUAUAGGUGAUGAUGAUGAUGAUUAUGGUGGAGGAGGUAAUAAUAAUAAUAAUAAUAAUAAUAACAAUAUAUCAUCAUCAAUAGUAGUAUCAUCAUAUCCUCAUUCACCACCAAAUACACCAAACAAUAAUAACAAUAAUAAUAAUACAAAUGGUAAUAAAAAACAACACCAUAUUCAAGGUGAAUUUGAUUAUUAUGACGAAGAAGAGGAGGAAGAGGAAGAAAGUGAUAUUGGAAUUCAAAAUCGAUUAUUCUUAAAUCCAAAUUAUAAACAACAUCAUCGUAGUAGAUCAAUAACAAUAUCAGGAUCACCAACACCAAAGAAUUAUACUCAAAAUCAAAGAUACUCUGAUGAUACAGUUUUAUUGAAAUCAUCAAAUGGUUGUGGUGGUAAUAAUAAUAAUAGUAGUAGUAAUACUGCAACCACACUAUCAGUUGGCUCAUAUGAAUCACCAUGUCGAUUAUUAUCAAGUAGUGGCGGUAGUAAUAGUAAUGGAGUUAUAUUCUCACCAAUCUCUGUUACACCAACUGCAUCACCAUUAAAUACACCAGUUAGUUCACAUACUCUUCAAUCAGUUACCUUAACAUUAUCACCAUUUUCAAUUCAAAAAAGAUCUGCAACUAUACAAUUACCUUCAACAACAACAACAACAACAACAACAACAACAACAACAACAACAACUACUACAACAGAUCAAAAUUUAUUAACUCCACCUGCAACACCACAAACACCUCAACAAAAAGUAUUCUCACCACCAAGAAGAAGAAAUACUUGUGCAAAUUUAACAAAUAAAUUAUAUUCAGUUUAUUCACCACAUAAAUCACCACCAGAUAAUAAUAAUAAUAGUAAUAAUAGUAAUGAAGUAAUAGUUAAUUCACCAAUUUCAAUAUCACUAUCGUCACAAAAAUAUUUAUCAAAUCAUCAUCAUCAACAACAUCAACAUCACCAAUCUGUAUCAUUAUCCGAUUAUUUAUGUAAUAAAACAAGUACUGAUAAUGAAAAUGAUGAUGUAUCAACAACAACUACUACAACAAAUACAAAUAAAUCAAAUAAUAAUAAUAAUAAUAAUAAUAAUAAUAAUAAUAAUAAUAAUAAUAAUGGUAUGAAUUUAUUAAAUAAAAUUAAAAGUAAAUUAAAAGAAGAUAAAAUUAAACAUUAUGAAACGAUAUUUUCAGCAUAUAAUGAAUCUUAUGAAACAUUGAAAGAGGGUGGUAUUUCAGUAUUGAAUGGUGAAGUGUUGGUAUGUAUUUUUCAAUAUUUAGAUAUAAAGGAAAUUUGUUGUUUAGCACAAACUUGUAGUUGGUGGAGAAUAGUUUCAGAACAAAAUGUAUUAUGGUUAAAGAAAUUCAAUGAACGAUUUCAAAGACCUAAGACCAUCAUAGAUAGAUUUUCACCAAACGAAUCAUGGAAAGAGCUCUAUAUUCAACAUUAUUUCUUGGACACAUCAUAUAUGGAGUUUGAAAGAUUAUUAUCACUGUUUCCAGUCACUGUAGAGUAUGAACUUGACAUUACAAUAUUGUUAAGUAAAGUAUUGAAUUACUUAAAACAUACAGAAUGUAGAUCAGAAUACAUCGAUAAAUUGGAACAUCUUAAAAAUAUUCAUCUUACAUUUUCAAAUAAAAUCGAAGCUGCCAAUUGUUAUAUUAAACAUAGUGAAUUAAUAUCUUGGGAUUCAAAUCAAUAUUUUCAACAAGAAUUUGGUUAUCCUCGUGAAUCUCAUUCAGAUAGAAAAGAACGUAUUCUAAAAGCUGCAAUUCAUUUAUUAUUUGAAAGUAAAUAUUGGGAACGUUGUUUAAUUUUAAUUAAUCAAUUAAGAAAGAAAUAUAAAAAAGAAUUAAAAAAACAAAAUAAUAAUAAUAAUAAUAAUAAUAAUAAUAAUAAUAAUAAUAAUAAUAAUAAUAAUAAUAAUAAUAAUAAUAAUAAUAAUAAUAAUAAUAAUAAUGAAAUUAAUAAUAAUAAUAAUAUUAAUAAUAAUAAUAAUGAAAAUAAUGAAAAUAAUGAAAAUAAUAAUAAUAAUAAUUGUAAUAUACCAAUAAAGAAUUUAUUAGUACUAAAAAUGAUUGAAAUUUCGAAAUUAGAACAUCAAUGUUAUCAAUCAAUUGAAAGUAAAGAAAGAUUUUUCGAAGAAUAUUUCUUUGUAGAAUUUCGUGGUAAAGGAUCUUUUCCAAAGAGUGUAGAUGGUAAAGAUUUUAUAUUUCGUGGUAAAGAAUUGGAGAAAUUAGGUUCAUUCGUAUCAAGAUUAAAAAAUAGAUAUCCAGGUGCUCAAGUGAUUCCAAAACAACAAGGUGUUGAUUUAUCACAAACAAAUGGUCAAUUCAUUCAUAUUAGACCAUGUAAACCUGUUUUAUUACCAAAAGAUAUUAUUAGUAGUGGUAGUGGUAGAGGUGGUAAUAUUUGUAACAAUAGUAGUAAAAUUAUAAGUGGUAUUAGUGGUUAUUCAAAUAAAACACAUUAUAAAUCAUUAAAAUCAUUUAUAAAUAAUAAUUCAAAAGUAUUUUAUUUCUCUGCACCAUUUAAAAAGAAUUUAAAUAAUAAUAAUAUUAAUAAUAAUAAUAAUAAUAAUAAUAAUAAUAAUAAUAAUAAUAAUAAUAAUGAAUUUUUAAUGUUAUGGACAAGAGAUACAUAUAUAAUUUCAAAAUCAAUAUUUCCAUCAUUAAUUAGAAAUUCAAUGAUUAGUGAAAUUGUAGAGAUUGAAAAGAAUCCAUUAGAGAAUGCGAUUGAAUCAUUAAAGAGAAAGAAUAAAGAAUUGGAUAAAAUAUUUAAUCAAUGUAAAAAGAGUAUGCAAUGGAAUAGUCAUUUAACAAUGUCAUUGAAUGGUGUAGUGGAUGCAGUGGUUUCUGGUGGUAUCAAUAUGUAUAGAAUGUUCUUUCAACAAUCUUAUUUAGAUUCAAAUCCAAUCACUCAUUUGGAUUUACUAAUUAAAUUGAAACAAUUAUUAUUGGAUCAAAAAUCAUUGUUAGAGUUUGGACUUGAUAUUCAUUCUCAUUUAUGUCCUGAUAAUAUGAAAGCACUUCAACAAAAUAUGGAAUUAUGUUUUGAAAAAUGGAAACAAAUUGUAAAUGAAUUAAUAAUUCCAUCAUCAUCAUCAUCAUCAUCAUCAUCAUCAGUCAAUAAUCAAGAUAAAGAUAAAGAUAAAAGAGAAUCAACUGAAAUUUAUGAUAAUCAUGUUAAACAAUUAUCAAGAUCUCAUUCUGAUUUAGAAUCAAUAUUAAAACAAUUAGAUGAAAAUACAUCUGGCAGUACUUGUACUACACCAACUAAACAACAACAACAGCAAACUUCAUCAACACCUUCAUCACCAUUAUCAACUAUUAAUCAAAUUCAAAAUCAAUUAAAUCAAAAUCAAAUUGAACAAUUAUUGAAAUUACAAACUGAAAAAUCAAAAGAACGUGAAAGAGAAAAAGAAAGAAAGAAAGAAAUGGAAAGUUUGGCUUUAUUAGCUUCUCUAGAAUUGGAUUCAACAAUUAAUGAAAAUAUAUUUGAAAUGGUAAAUACUAAUAAUAAUAGUAAUAAUCAUAGAAAUAGUGGUAAAUUAACUUCAAAUAAACCACCAAUUCAAAUUAAAUCAAUUACUACACCAAUAAAACAAUCAAAUCAACAACCAAAUCAACAAUCAAAUCAACAAUCAAAUCAACAACCAUUACCAAUUCAACCACAAAGACCAUCUUCAUCAUUAUCUAAUAGUAGUUCAAAUAUAACUUCAAAUACAUUAUCAAUACCAAGACCAUCUUCAUCUCUAUCAAAUUCAUCACCUUGUUUAUCAAAUUCACCACCAAAAUUAACACCAACUAAAUCAACUUUAAAUAUCAACCCUUCACCACAAAAGAAACCAACUUCUCCAAAAACUCAAAAUAAAAUCACUACAAAACUAUCAUCAUCAUCAUCAACAACAUCGGCAUCAACUUCAACUUCUAAUACACCAAAGACAACUACUACAAAUUCAACCAUUACAAAUACAACAUCAUCACAAACAAACUCAACUUUAACAUCCACAACAACCAAACAAACUCCAACCAAAUCUUCAAAUAAUUAUUUGAAACCACCAUCAGUAGCAAGACCUUCAACAAUCUCAAGAUCACUUACUUCUAUUUCAACACCACCAUCAACAUCUAAAUCAUCCUCAUCGUCAACAACAAAUAAAUUGAAUAUAACAACACCAACAAAAACUAGACCAACUAUUGGCUCAAAUACAACAUUUAUAACCCCUAAAAAAGAAUCAUUACCAAUUCCAAUAACACCUUCUUCUACAAAGAAAUCAUCAUCAUAUUCAUUAUCAUCAACAUCAGUACCAUCAACUACAACUACAACUACAACUUCUUCUCAUUCAUCAUUCACUAGACCAACUCAAAGUACUUUAGCGAGAAAAUUAGAAGUUGAAUCAAAGAAAUCAACAACAUUAAGAAUAAAAUCAAAAGAUAGACCAGCCAUUAUUGAACCAAAAACCCCACAAGCUAAAAAACAAUUCAUUGUACCAACAACACCAACAAAUACAACAACAACAACAACAACGACAACAACAAAAUCAACUGGUAUCACAUCAAGUAGUUUUAAAAAGAGUCUUUAUGAAAUUGGUGAUCCAUCAUUAAUAUCUCCAACAAUGUCGACAACAUCAUCAUCAUCAUCAUCAACAUCAUCAACAACAUCAUCAACUACAUCAUCUUCAGUAUACUCAAGUUCUAUGUCGUCUUCAUACUCUUCAAGAAGUAGUGGUGGAAUUAAAACUUCUUCACUAUCAUCAUCCAGUAGCCAUAUGUUUGGUGGUAGUGGAAUUCAAAUUAAACAUGGUAACAAUAAUAGUAAACUUUCUCCCUCUUCAUUUAAUCCAAAUAUGAUUCAAAUGAAAUCAUCAUCAUCAUCAUCAUCAUCAUCAUCAUAUUCAUCAUCAUCAUCAUCAACUGCUUCUACAACAACUACACCAUCACCACCACUUUCGACAAUAAAUUUAAAUACAAAUACAAUUCCAUCACUUGAUAUUAGUAAGCCAAUCGAAAAACCACCACAACCAAUUGCCUCUAAAAAACGUCUUAGUAUUACUGAUUCAAUUAAAAGUGUUGUUAACCUUUUAAAUGUUGAUGAUUCAAAGAAAAUUAAAACUUCAACUUUAAAAUCAUCAUCAAUCUCUAUAAAUAGUUCAGUUUCAUCUACUUUAAAACCUUUACCAAAAAAGAGAAUUUAA
Molecule: messenger RNA, 5211 nt
Organism: Dictyostelium discoideum AX4
Lineage: Eukaryota; Evosea; Eumycetozoa; Dictyosteliales; Dictyosteliaceae
Gene: docC
Product: DOCK family protein
Exons: 1
Coding region: 1-5211 (1736 amino acids)
Biological process (GO): small GTPase-mediated signal transduction
Molecular function (GO): guanyl-nucleotide exchange factor activity
Source: RefSeq, a predicted model, not a curated record